AUGGCUAAGAAGGCACGCCAGAGAAUCAGCUAUGUCCUCGAAAAUGCCAAAUCAUCUGAAGGCGGCCAUCGUCUAGGUGUCAAUGGCCUCGCCGUCGACAACGACAGUGCGAUUCUAUACUCAGGUGGCCGAGACGGCAUAGUAUGCGCUUGGGAUCUGAACCUCGACCUCAAAGGCCGCAGCGAUAUUACCGACCCGACGCCUGCCAAUUCCGAAGACAAGAAGCCGAAGCACACGACCAAGUUUCGCGCUCAGACCCAUGCCCAUAUGCACUGGAUCAACGACAUUGCACUCGCUCAAAACAAUACUGCCCUCGUAUCUGGCUCAUCUGACCUUACAGUAAAGGUUUGGCGACCGUAUUCCGAAGAGGACAAAAACCGCACCGAGACGAUAGGCGAACAUGCUGAUUAUGUCAAAUGUGUUACAACCCCGCCCCCAGAUAUGGGCGCAAACUGGGUCGCAUCUGGUGGGCUAGACCGCAAAAUAUGCUUAUGGGAUCUCAAUGGCGCUGGGAAAACACUCGAGAUUGACGUGCAGGGUGAAGAAAUUGCUGAGAAAGGUUCUGUCUAUGCCCUUCGUGUGGGACGAAAUAUCAUGGCGAGUGGUGGCCCCGAGAAGACGGUGCGCUUGUACGAUCCCCGAACUGGUGACAAGGUUUCAAAGCUUGUUGGUCAUGUCGACAAUAUCCGUGCUAUUCUUAUAGACAAUGCUGGCGACACGAUUUUGAGUGCCAGUGCCGACAAAACGGUCAAAAUGUGGAGCAUCAAGAACGGUCGAUGCAUGUACACUUUCUCCAUGCACGACGAGAGUGUUUGGUCACUGUUCUCAGAUGACCCGAGCCUGGGUGUGUUCUACAGUUCUGAUCGCUCGGGUUUGGUCGCCAAAACAGAUGUACGCGGUAGCCUUGAGGAUAUGGACGAUGGCCUGAGUCUAGCUGUGGCGCAUGAGCAUAUAGGAGUUGGUAAGGUUGUCGCAGCUGGAGGUCACAUCUGGACAGCAACCAAUAGGUCAUCAAUUAAUCGAUGGGAAGACGUUGACACGGGCACCAACAUCCAGCUUCCGGAGUCUGUUCGACACCACAGAGCUACAUCGAAUGCUUCUAGCAGACCCCGCGAGACUUCUCCUCCGGCUACUACUAACGGAACUGCAAAGAAGGAGAUCCCAGCUGAGUCCAUCUUGCGUAUCUCUGCAGCUGCUUCUUUCCCUGCGCGAUCUGGUCCAAAUCCCGAUUCUGCCACUAUCACGGAUGCUACAGCACGGAAGGGAUCCGAAGCCAUUAUAGACUCUUCAGAGCCCGAAAUCAAACCCAUCCAUGCAGUGGCUGAGGAAACGAUUGAGGGACAAUUCGGAUUGCUCAAGCAUAGGCUACUCAAUGAUAGGAGACGUGUGUUGACAUCAGACACCGCUGGCGACGUACUACUAUGGGAUCUGAUCCAGUGUAAACCCAUCAAAAGUUUUGGCAAACAGCAUUUGGAGGAUGUGGAGCAUCUCGUCAACACUGUUGAGGCCGUGGCUCCUUGGUGCUCUAUCGAUCUCAGCUCGGGGAAUCUUACUGUGGUUCUAGAGCCAUUUAAUUGUUUCGAUGCUGAAGUAUAUGCAGACGAGCUAGAUUUGCCCGAUAACAUAGAGUUUCGAGAGGACCAGAGAAUCAGCCUUGGAAAAUGGAUCCUUAGGUAUCUCUUUGCCGAUCUCGUUGAUGAAGAGAUCAGAAGAGAUGAGGCACACCGUCAGAAACUCAAUGAGGGUCUUGAGGCGAGGCAGAUUGCUAGUGGAGGAACUACUGAAGCUGCUCCAUUAUCGAUAUCAUUACCAAAGUCAGCCAUCCCGGACUGGGAUAACGCAGAUCAGGUUACUCCAAAGCCCAAUCUCUAUCCCAAUACUCCAGGUCUAGGCAUUGGCUUGGCAACACCUGGUCCAAGCAUUAUGUCGGGCCCAAACAGCUUGCCUGAUGUUCCUGAAAACGCGGCGACAAGUCCAAUGACUCCUAUAGAAAAGAGAACCUCGCAUGUCAGCCGCCCUUCGACGGAGAAGGAAGACUACUUCACAAGCCCCCUACAACUGCUCGAAUCGGCAGUCAAGGCAGCAAGCAUGGUUUCAACCCCCACGCAGAACGAGGCGGACUCCAAGAAGUCUAUAGAUGGUGACAAAGAGAAGGAUAAAGAUAAGGACAAGGCGGACAGUGCAAAGUCCCCAAGCACACCAUUUGGAAAGAAGAAGUUUAGGAUGACUUUUGGCACCAAGAAGCUUUCGAGGUCAGCAUCUCAGGCCACCACAGAGAAGCCUGCGAUCGUAGAGGAGAAGACAGAAGAGUCCGAGUCUUCAUCUGUUCAUGAAAAAGAGAAGGAAGUUGAUGACAGUUUCUUUGGUACGAUUCAGAAGAUCCACCAGGAAUACGAGCGGCAACUAGCCGACAACCCUGACAAGCCGGUCGAGUCACGAGUGGUACCCAGUUUACCUAGUGAUACACCCGUUCUGAGACUCCCGCCAGGAACUAAGGUGGUUAUUCAAGAAGAGACCACAGGUGGUAGCGCCAACUUGUACCAGGGCACUGUGAAGGAUGUUGGCAAGGAUGCAGAUAUUAUCGAACAGAAGGCUCCCAUGUGGCUGGGUGAUGUUCUUCUCCAAAACACCUUGCCCUUCAAGGAGCCUGUAAAGGUUUCGUUUGUCUUGUAUCCAAUGGACGGCACUCUCCCAGCUAUUGCUUCGGCCGAUGGAAACAACAGGCUCAAUGCUAACCGCAUGCUUCGAGUCAAGAAGAUCCUUUCAUAUGUUGCGGAAAGGAUUGAGCCUGCACUUGAGGAGCCAGAAGAAAGCCCUAUGAAGCCAGAGGAGUAUUUAGAACUGUACUGCAACGAACAGUUACUUUCCCCUGCUACAACACUGGCCACUCUCCGAACUCAUCUGUGGAAAGGGGGUAAUGAUAUUGUCCUUCAUUACAAGGCCAAUGGCAAAAAGGAGAUUCGACCAUUCCCUCCGCCUCCGGAGCCUGAGCCCGCUGAGCCCGAAGAAACUCAAGACGGCGCUGCUGCUGAAGAGGCGAAUACCAAUGGCCAAGUUCCUCUUCAACCUCAAGCCCAAGCCCAGGCCAGCUAA
Fusarium fujikuroi IMI 58289 is the source of this 3093-nucleotide messenger RNA. Its product is annotated as related to WD repeat-containing protein 48. Lineage: Eukaryota; Fungi; Ascomycota; Sordariomycetes; Hypocreales; Nectriaceae. The transcript has 6 exons. The record is from RefSeq and is a predicted model, not a curated record. The coding region runs from base 1 to 3093 and encodes 1030 amino acids. Gene Ontology annotation, biological process: double-strand break repair via homologous recombination; protein deubiquitination. Gene Ontology annotation, molecular function: ubiquitin binding.